Salvelinus sp. IW2-2015 is the source of this 4862-nucleotide messenger RNA. RefSeq names its product solute carrier family 2, facilitated glucose transporter member 1. Gene Ontology annotation, molecular function: D-glucose transmembrane transporter activity. Gene Ontology annotation, biological process: dehydroascorbic acid transport. The record is from RefSeq and is a predicted model, not a curated record. Gene Ontology annotation, cellular component: plasma membrane. NCBI's taxonomy places the organism in Eukaryota, Metazoa, Chordata, Actinopteri, Salmoniformes, Salmonidae.
UCAGCUGAUCACUCUCAAGGUCGACUUCGCAGAGCAUCAUGGGGAGGACACUGAAUCCACUGGUUCUACCCGGGGACCGCUACAUCCCCAACAACUAAAACAACGCUGGUUCACCAUCACCACCUUAAUAGGAGAAUCACGCCUUUGCCCAUGACGGCAUAGCUGUCAGGAGAUGCGAUGCAAAAUAGCGAGUCACGGAUAAAUCAGAAAGGAGGUUGGUUAGCAGAGAGCAUCUCGUUUUUCAUAGGUUGAUGGAAGCUGGGCUAUUGUCGAAGGGGAACGUCGCGCAUCCACUACACGAACCUGAGCUAUAGGAAACGAAUAACGUAGACAUUUUCAAGAGGCUGUUUUUAUAGUACCGCAUUGGUGCCAGUGGAAUCGUUAAGGGUGAGAGGGGAAUAGCACGUCUGGUCACGACAGUUUCAGCACCAAGGACAGCGACGUAUCAGUUCCUUAUUUUUGAGGCUGCAGCUUUGAAGACUGGGCGGUUCCGCAAGCCUUUUCCACCUGAAGAUCUUUUCUCUUGUCCUCCUGUCCUGUUUGUCAACUUCUCAUCAAGAGCUGCUUUUUGUUAUUGAGUAUUGCACUGAAGAUGGUGGAGGAGGAGAAAAAGCAGGUGACAGGAUACCUCCUGUUCUCCCUGGCCACUGCAGUCAUUGGCUCGCUGCAGUUUGGCUACAACACAGGAGUCAUUAAUGCACCGGAACAGAAACUGCGGGCUUUCUUCAACAACACGUGGAUGGAGAGGUAUGGCGAGCCCAUCAAACCAGGAACGUGUACCAUUGUGUGGAGCUUUUCGGUGGCCGUCUUUAGUGUGGGCGGCAUGGUGGGCUCCUUCAGCGUCGGAGUGAUGGCAGACAGAUUUGGGAGGAAAUUGUCCAUGUUCCUGGUCAACAUCCUGGCUGUAAUUGGAGGCCUCCUCAUGGGUUUCUCCACCCUCUGCUCCUCCUACGAGAUGGUUAUUGCCGGACGCCUCGUCAUCGGCCUCUUCUGCGGCCUCUUUACAGGCCUUACGCCCAUGUACGUGGGGGAGCUGUCCCCCACCCCUCUACGGGGCGCCUUCGGCACCUUGCACCAGCUGGGCGUGGUGAUUGGCAUCCUCGUGGCUCAGAUCUUUGGCUUGGAGUCUCUGCUGGGGUCGGACAAGUUGUGGCCUCUGCUGCUGGCUCUGACGGUCGUCCCGGCCAUGCUGCAGUGUAUUCUGCUGCCCUUCUGUCCGGAGAGCCCUCGCUUCCUCCUCAUCAACCAGAACAAGGAGGAGCAGGCCCGCAAAGCCCUGGUGCGUCUGCGUGGCUUCGACGACGUGAGUAAAGACAUGCAGGAGAUGAAGGAGGAGAGUUCCAAGAUGGCCAUGGAGAAGAAGGUGACCAUCCCUGAGCUGUUCCGCACCGCAGCCUAUCGGCAGCCGCUCCUCAUCGCCGUCAUGCUCCACCUCUCCCAGCAGCUCUCCGGAAUCAAUGCUGUGUUCUACUAUUCAACUGGUAUCUUUGAGUCAGCCGGUGUCACCCAACCCAUUUACGCCACUAUUGGAGCAGGAGCUGUUAACACUGUCUUUACUGUGGUAUCUCUCUUCCUGGUCGAGAGGGUGGGACGAAGGACUUUGCAUCUCGUCGGAUUGGCCGGAAUGGCCGUCAGUGCCCUGCUCAUGACUAUUGCCCUCCUGUUGAAGGGCUACUCAUCUCUGAGCUACCUCAGCAUUGGGGCAGUGUUUCUGUUUGUGGCCAUGUUUGAGAUGGGGCCUGGUCCUAUCCCAUGGUUCAUAGUGGCGGAGCUCUUCUCCCAGGGUCCGCGGCCUGCCGCCAUAGCCGUGGCCGGCUGCUGCAACUGGACCGCCAACUUCCUGGUGGGAAUCAGCUUCCCCAAACUGGAGGAGCUGUGUGGGCCUUAUGUCUUUAUCAUCUUCAUGAUCUUACUUAUCUUCUUCUUCAUCUUCACCUUCAUCAAAGUCCCAGAGACCAAGGGCAAGACCUUUGACGAGAUCGCCCGUGAGUUUGGCGGGAACCCCCUGCCCCCUGCCACCUCUGUGGAAGCUCCUCAUAGUAGUAUCAGCGUAACACUUUCUGCCUCGCCCAUCAAGGAGAAGGUUCCAUUGGUGGAGGCGGCAGCAGCAGAGGAUAAGUCCAACUCAACUGUACAGGAGAGCUUGUAGAAUCCUGUGUUGGGUCAAUGGUUAAAGGUCAAGGGUUGGGGGUCAGCUGGUUCAAAAACAGAUCAAAGUUUAAUUCUUUGGCAGUUCAGGUACAUGGGGACGGGUGUUUGACAUGAAGGGAAAUAUACCAUGCGUGUACAUGGAAAGUCACAACACACAUAUUUCGGUGGAUACAGUAGCUAGGAUGAAUUAGUGUUAUUUUUUCACAUUUCUUUCUGUGAAUAUAUUUCUCAACCUAUAGGUCAAAAUGUGUAUUUUAAUUGUGUUGCCUUCUUUUACUGAGUGCAUCAUCAUUUAAACAGCUUUUAGUAAAGCCAAAGUGGGUCUAGUCAAAACAAACAACCUCAAUAGUGUUUCUGGUAAACAGUAGUUUUAACAGUGAAACAGUAGAUUAGGGUCAAUUACAUUGGUUGGCUUUCAUGGUUUAGGAAUAGCUUUUAUAAAUAACCCAAUAAUCCCAGAAUGACCGUACUUGACAUCUAAUUUCAACAGUUGUUGUAUUUGAGAACAAAAUAAUAUGCUUAUACCUUACUCAACGUAAGAAUCCACUGCUAAACAUCACAUUCAGAUGAGAGAGAGAGAGAGAGAGAGAGAAAGAGAGAGAGAGAGAGAGAGAGAGAGAGAGAGAGAGAGAGAGAGAGAGAGAGAGAGAGAGAGAGAGAGAGAACUUAUUUCACUUUAACUUGCUUUAGGUGCACCUUAUUACCCAAAUAGAAAUCAAUUAAAAUUCCAUGAUUGCUAAUAUACUCUUCAAAAAGCGAUUUAUGGCAAAUUAAUCAACAUAGGGAAUAAUUAGAGAAAUAUUUACCUGAGGGAGUGCUUUUACAGCUAGCCGAUAAAACAAUACUUUAGGAUAGCGUAGAAUUGCAUUAACUAUAUUGUCUAAGGGGACUGCAAUAGAGGUUUCAAAUUAAAAAGGGUUCAACUUUAUUCGAAGGAUGGGUAACUUUAAUGCAGAUAGUUAUUUUGGAUAUUAGAUUAUAAUAGAUUGUGAUAUGAGUCGCGAUGUUAUGAACUUGGAUUCGAUAAGAAUCAACCAUAGAGAGCAAAGGACUCCAUCGGUUUUCUCUGUGGUAUUGAGUGCAAUUUUGAAUUGUUCUGCUGUGAGAGCAUUCAUUAAAAAAUAUUGAAUAUGAUUAUGAUGCUUAUCUAUUCAGUCUGUAUUUGGAAUAACACAAUGGGACUUUAGUUGUGACCAAAUGUGAGGAUUUGUGCAAAAUGCUUUUUAAUGACUCCAUUUUAAGUCUAUACUCUACUUUGUGACACUUUGUCUGAAGAUUAACCUUGUGGAAAAUGUUUAAAAAUAUAAAUUUAUUCAAAGAUUUUAUUGUAUAGAUAUACUGUAGUAUAUAUAUAUGUGUGUUACAAAAAAAUAUAUGUAUUUUUUAUUUGUGGUUGUGUAAAUUAGACGUAGUAAUUUUUCUCCAAGCACUUUCACAAUUUAUUUUGCCUAGAAAGAUGACAGGGUCAUGGCUUUGUUCUUUAUUCAUAUAAUAUAUUGUGGAUAUAUGUAUGUAUUGCACUGGGAAAAUACAUUCCUUUUGAUGGUAGUAUUCAGUAUUUGACCUCUCCUCCAAGGAAAAAACGUUCUUCAAUGGCAGCCCUCCCUCACUACUGUUAACAAGACUGUGGUACUUUACUAACUGAACCAUACUCAGUUACCUUAUGCACAUUCACUUAUUGUACAAAGUUAGGAGAGUAUUUAUUUGUAAAUAUGUAUUUUCAAAAUGAUAUUUAUAUGUUGACUGCAGUGGUUGAAUGUCGGCUUGUUCUGGCUUAUGGGGUGCCCAUCGUCCAAUGAGUGAAAAAGAGAAGGAAAGAGAGAACAAGUAUUGGAUGGUUUCCUAGUAAUCCACUGAAGCAUUGAUAUACAUUGCUCUAUUAACUUUCGGUUAAAGUAUUAUUUAUGUCAAAAUGGACACUGGAUUUAAAAAAAACAGUUCCCUUACCACUGCUCCACAACACUGCUUCCCUCACUCUCCCUCUCUCUUCCACUUUCCACAUGCCUUCCACUUGUUCAGUAUCCACCUUAUGCUGUCCCCAGUGUGUGCCUAAAAAAGUGUAUUUAUUUUCAGUUGAUGAUCAUUGUAUCCUAUAUUGUCACAGAGACCUAUUCCAUUUCACAUCAGAAAACCAUGUUGUUUUGAAAUGGAUUUUUACCAAUGCGGUUGGUAUUGCUUUUAUGUUUGUUUUUCCUGGCCUGUGUUCCAUGGCCUUCCGUUUACUUUGAGUGAUUGUGUUUGUGAGUUCCUUGUUUCUGCUGCUUAUUUGUGCCUCUCCUUCAGCUAAUGUGUACUGUAUGUGUGUGUGUGAACACGUUCUUCCUGCUUCCAAAGUCUUGUACUCUUCUUCUCCAUGAGGCACCAAACAAAGGGCAUUUAAGCAAGGUCUAUAGCCCAGCCAUAAACAAUUAAAAUGAUUAAAUAAUCAAUGUUGAUAUUGAAUUGAAAAAUAUGGUCUAAUUUAUAAAUAUCGAGAUCACGUGAAGUGCAGAAAAGCACACUAUUGAAUCCAUUUUGUAAUUUUCCUGUAUUGAAAAAAUGUAUCACACAAACAGUAUAAAUCUGGCUUUGAAAUACCCUAUGAGACAUAAUGAAAAAUUACAACAAACUAACAACAACCAUACAGCCCCAUAUGUCACAUGUAUUUGUUUCACUUGUGUUUGUAUAAAUGAAUAUACUGUCGUUAAAUAAAAUAUCACACAUCUAACAAA